UUCAUCCAAGUGAGUGUCAAAACUACAAGUCAAAAAUAAACUAGUCUAGUAGUGGGAUUGGUGGGUCUAGAAAUUUAUAUUUUAGAACCAUGGGCUCUGCUGAGUAUCAACCACUGCUACUUGGUCUGGACUCACAUUCUCGGAUUCCUGAUCUGUCAUCGAUUGCAAUUGAAGAAUUCUUGGAACACAGACCAGUGGCAGUUCGAUGGUGGCCUCGUUUAGUGGGUUGGGAGUCAAGGCUCCUUUGGCUUCUAUCAGGAGCUUCUAUUGUUGUUUCCAUAUUCAAUUACAUGCUAAGUUUUGUGACACUCAUGUUCACUGGCCAUUUGGGUUCUUUGGAGCUUGCUGGUGCCUCUAUAGCUAGUGUUGGAAUUCAAGGUCUUGCUUAUGGGAUAAUGUUGGGCAUGGCCAGUGCGGUCCAAACUGUGUGUGGACAAGCAUACGGGGCGAAGAAGCUCGCGGCAAUGGGUAUCAUAUGUCAAAAGGCAAUAAUUUUGCACUUGGGAGCAGCUGUUCUGCUCACCUUCAUCUAUUGGUUCUCAGGACCACUCUUGGUAGCCAUGGGGCAGUCAGCGAGCAUAGCUGAGGAAGGUGAAGUUUUUGCACGAGGUUUGAUACCACAACUUUAUGCAUUUGCAAUAAGCUGCCCAAUGCAGAGGUUCCUCCAAGCACAGAACAUUGUAAAUCCUCUGGCUUAUAUGUCUGUUGGGGUAUUCAUCUUGCACUGUAUACUAUCAUGGUUAGCAGUUUAUGUUUUGGACUAUGGCCUUCUGGGAGCUGCUUUGACACUAAGCCUCUCUUGGUGGAUUCUUGUCUUGGUAAAUGGGCUUUACAUUCUUUUAAGCCCUUCUUGCAAGGAAACUUGGACUGGCUUCUCUACAAAAGCCUUUAAAGGACUUUGGCCUUAUUUCAAGCUCACUCUAGCUUCUGCAGUCAUGUUGUGGCAGGGUUCGAACCCAGGUCCAGUCGAUGAGAAGAGACUAUAUUAUUUGGAGAUAUGGUACAACCAAGGAUUAGUGCUUAUAUCAGGGCUCCUCCCUAACCCUACAAUCGCACUAGAUUCCAUAUCUAUUUGCAUGAAUUAUUUGAAUUGGGACAUGCAAUUUAUGUUGGGGCUAAGCGCAGCAGCCAGUGUUCGGGUGAGUAAUGAGCUUGGGGCAGGACAUCCAAGGGUAGCAAAAUUUUCAGUACUAGUAGUGAAUGGAAGCAGCAUCAUCAUUAGUAUAAUUUUCAGUGCUAUUGUUUUGAUAUUCCGGGUUGAGUUAAGCCAGCUUUUCACAAGUGACACUGAAGUUAUUGACGCAGUGUCCAGCUUGACUCCAUUGCUGGCAAUUUCUGUUUUCUUAAAUGGCAUUCAACCUAUACUCUCAGGAGUGGCAAUUGGGAGUGGAUGGCAAGGUGUGGUGGCUUAUGUUAACCUGGCCACUUACUAUGUAAUUGGUCUUCCAAUUGGAUGUGUUCUUGGCUUCAAAACUGGUCUAGGAGUAGCAGGGAUUUGGUGGGGGAUGAUUAUUGGGGUUCUUUUGCAAACGGCAACUCUAAUUAUUCUUACAGCCAGAACAAAUUGGACUGCUGAGGUUCAAAAAGCUGCUGACCGGUUGAAGAAAUCUGCAGAAGAAGAUACAUUGGAUUUGGUAGCUGCCAUAUAAUAUAAGCAUGUAUAUCUUGAUCAACAAUUUAGGUUGUGAAAUUUGUGUGUUUUCUAUAGAGCGUCAGCGUAUGGCUAAUGAAGAUUUAGAGGCUUGUUUGGAUAUGUUUUUCAGAGAAUACCUAUUCUUUUUUAGUUUUAGACAAAUGUGUUCGGAAACUUGUGAUCGAAAAACAAAUAUUUUGGUAACAAAAUCUGAAAAUGUAUUUGAAUGAAUUACCUAAAUUAAUCUAGGAAACUUUAAAGCUGUUUA
This is a messenger RNA of Quercus robur (English oak), 1901 nucleotides long. RefSeq names its product protein DETOXIFICATION 41-like. Bases 90 to 1649 code for a protein of 519 amino acids. Gene Ontology annotation, cellular component: vacuolar membrane. The transcript has 9 exons. Gene Ontology annotation, biological process: xenobiotic detoxification by transmembrane export across the plasma membrane. Gene Ontology annotation, molecular function: antiporter activity; xenobiotic transmembrane transporter activity. Lineage: Eukaryota; Viridiplantae; Streptophyta; Magnoliopsida; Fagales; Fagaceae. The record is from RefSeq and is a predicted model, not a curated record.